Microthlaspi erraticum is the source of this 660-nucleotide messenger RNA. NCBI's taxonomy places the organism in Eukaryota, Viridiplantae, Streptophyta, Magnoliopsida, Brassicales, Brassicaceae. The record is from the annotation of a GenBank genome assembly.
AUGAGUCAUCAUCCAGAAGUGAAGUGGGCGGAGAGAGCCGAUAAGGUUUACUUAACGGUGCUGUUGCCUGAUGCCAAGGAUGCAGAUGUGAAACUUGAGCCUGAGGGAAUCUUUGAUUUCUCUGCCAAAGCUGGAGCAGAGGGCCAGCUUUAUGAGCUCAAGCUUGAGCUUCAUGAUAAGGUCAAUGUGGAGGAAAGCAAAAUCAACAUCGGAUUGAGAAGCAUAGUGUGCAUCUUGGAGAAAGCAGAACCGAAAUGGUGGAAUAAGCUGUUGCGAGGGAAAGCGCCUCACUAUGUUAAAGUUGAUUGGGACAAGUGGGUUGAUGAGGACGAAGAUACCAGCCCUGGUCCUGGAGACAUGGAUAUGGGCGGAAUGGGUGGAAUGGGAGGAAUGGAUUUCUCGAACUUUGGUGGAAUGGGCGGUAUGGGAGGUAUGGGUGGUAUGGGAGGUCUCGAAGAGCUUGGUGGUAUGGGAGGUCUUGAAGGGCUCGGUGGAAUGGGUGGUAUGAGUGGAAUGGGUGGCAUGGAAGAAUUUGAGGAUAGUGAUGAUGAAGGAGAAGAAGUGAAGUCUGGAGAUGUAAAGGAGGAAGCUCAAGCUCCUACUCCUGCAACAGUGGAGCCGAAAACCGAAGAGCAAACAGCUGUUAAGAGUGACAAAUGA